CGAAGGCGCGAUUUCACAGCCACAGUUAACCAUCUCAUCGCCACAGUGAACUUCAGGCUGUGUUCUUUCACACCGGCCUUUAAACAAAUCUCCUCGAGCAGCAGUUGAACUGUUCUGUUUCCGGCCGUAAGUCAGGGUCCCCGCAGGAAAUAGUUCCCCUGUUCUGUCGGUGGUUUUUGAUCACGAAGCCCCUGACAAGCCUCACGGCGUCCAUUUUUCCCUGAUAACGUUAAACUGACCCGGUUUGACUAAAACAGGAGUUCACUUCUGCUUCUGAAGGUAAGCAGACAAACGUCUGUCGGUCAUGGCGUCUGUCCACCGCAUCCAGGCGGGUUUUAUAUUCCAAUAAACGGUCCAGCAGGAGGAGGUAAAUCUACAGAAUGGAAGAAGACGCGGUCCCGCGGUCCUGCAGCUCUUCCCCCGCAGGUACCGGGCGGCAGAACCUCCGGUGCCGCCGGGACGAGUUUUGAACCAGGUGGCGGCAGCAAGAUGGCGUCCGAGGCUGCGCAGUACCGGAGAAGACGAGGACGGGCGCUGACGUUUCAGCGCAAGGACACCGCAUGCAGUUAUCCCCCUCAGUAAGAACAUAACCACGGUGCCGGAGAUGGUUUUACGGCGGAAUAACAGACGGUAGCGCUCGGAUUCAUGUCACACCGUCGAAACACUCGAUCUGUUCCACCACGCAGAAGGAUGCUGUCUUGAACCAUGGUACAGAUGUAUAAAAAGCAGGACCCUCCUCCCCUUUAGAUGUCUGGGACCUGUUCAUGGCUUCUAAGAAGAAGCAGAAAGGAAUGGUUCUCCAUCAAGAAGGGGCAACCACCCCUGCAGCAGCACCUGCAGGGGACCAUCCCUCUGCAUGCUUUGUUGUUCCAAAACUAGGGAAGGCGAGUGACGGUGGGAUGGAGCAAAGCACCGGUGGAAGCAGUGAAGAGGCAGAUAUGAUGGGUAAACCAAUUAUGUACCCAUCAAAGGAAGCCAUCAGGACUUCUGUUGGACUCCUUUCUGCGAAACAUCCUGCCAGUUCAAACUCUCAGCCAGACAAUCUCUCACCAGACAGCAUCUGCAAAGGCAUCCGAGUGACGCUGGACAACAACAGCAUGUGGAACGAGUUUUUCAGAUGCAAAACGGAGAUGAUUCUGACUAAACAAGGCAGCAGAAUGUUCCCCUACUGCCGCUUUCGCAUCUCUGGCUUGCAUGCAUCUCGGAAGUACUUGUUGAUCAUGGACAUUCGACCAUUGGACAACAGUCGAUACAAAUGGACCGGCAAGAGCUGGGAAGUUGCUGGAAAGGCAGAGUGUCAUUUAAAGAGUCAGCCAUUCGCUCAUCCAGAUUCCCCGUCAACGGGUCAACACUGGAUGCAGAGUCCAGUGUCCUUUUACAAACUGAAGCUCACAAACAACAUCUCAGACCAAGAGGGGAACGCCAUCCUGCAUCCGAUGCACCGCUACUUGCCACGACUGCACGUGGUCCAAACUGACAAAGCUGCUAAAGACUUAAAACUAACUGGUCCCAAUGUUGUCACAUUCACGUUCCCCCAGACUGAGUUUAUGGCAGUCACUGCUUACCAGAACUCACGGUUUUCUCAGCUUAAAGUCGACUACAACCCGUUUGCUAAAGGACUGAAGGAGGACGGCUCCAGUUUGUUGGGCCCAAAGCUGAAAUUGAACUCUUGCAAAGACUCGCAUAAAGGCGGUGACACGACAAGCAACGAGCAGAACCCUGUGAAGAAGAGCUUGAAGUCUUUGCUUGCAAACCAUAAACCUAGAAGCUCAAAAACAGCAGACUCAAAGCCUUCUGUGUCGGGUGAUCUCCAGAAAAUUCCACUACAAACAAAGAUCAGUCAGCUGCCAAGGUCACCGGGGAAUGUUCGCGCAACAAUUCACGUCCAGCUCAGAAGUUAUUUUCUGAACUUAUUCGGGAGGCUCACGUUUCACUGCAAAGAUGCAACCUGGAGCAGCUGGCCAUCAACAACGGCAGCACCUCUCACAGAACUGAGCAAACUAACACCACAACUGACAAACAACGUACAAGAUGUUCCCAAGAGGGACAGUUUGUCAGUCAAAACACAUGGAGAAAAAUCACCUGCAAAGAAAGGUGAAUCUGUAACAAAAAGGAAAGGGAAGGACGACAAGGACCCUUUGAAUUCAUUGAACUGUAAAAACAAUGUUAGAACAGAUUGUUCUGAGGUCAGUAAUGUUGCUGCACUGUCCCAGAACUCCUCUGUGGACUCCGUAGACCCCCAACGUAAGCCCGAAACCCCAUCAAAGGAGAAAGUAAAGCAGCACAAACAGCCAGUCCGUCUGCCUCUGCCAGCUCUCGCUCUUUUUUUGAAGCAACAUUCGACGAAAUCUAAAAAGGUCAAGAGCGACCCGGACAAUCCCUCUCCAGCACUCCCAUCUGAAUCUACUGCUCUACUGAGUUCUACUGCAGCUUCUGCAUGCCCGCCUUCUGAUCACGGCGGCAAUGCGACCGGUCCCUUGAAGGACCUGAUUGGUGAUGGCACCAAAUGCAACAACCAGGCCUCGGGAUGUACUCCUCUUCAUGCGGAUGAAAUGGUUUUUAGUGUUACGGGACAGCCAGCUGGAACUGCCCAGCAGCCUUCCAGUCCAUCGUAUCCAGAUGCUAUUGCCACUGCUGAUCCAAAGGGACACAGAACUGAUGAUUUCUUUGCCUCCAUUUCAUUUGCUGAAAGCCCAGGCUCAGAGCCAGCAGUACCAGAUGUUACGCCAGUAUUAUCCAACUCUGAUCAGACAUUUUGUACCCUUGGAACAUCUGUAUAUACCAGUUCGUCAACUCUUACUACCUCUUCUGCAUCUCCCGUUUUGUCACCACCCUAUGACACAGCGAUACCUGCCCCAAACUCGCCACAAACCUCAACCAUCACUGAGUCUUCCUCACUACCUUCAGAUGACCCCACCAUGAAGUCUGAUUCUUUGCUUCCUGACCCUGAGUGUUCUUCUUUUGGCUUCGAGACUUUGUCCCCAGCAAGCUCUCCAGAACCUUUACCUUCCCUGCCCACCGCGUUAGCUUUAGAACUCAACUCCACUACUUCUGAGCCAACUCUAAAAGCAGUACCGGAAGAGCUACCGCUUGGCAAAGACGUUACCCCAUGUGUGUUUAAAUGGCAUACAGUGUUACCUCCGCCUGAGCCAUACAUGGAGACUUCAUUUACACCAUUUCAGCACUCUCCCGACGCUCAUCCUUUAGCGUCUGUUAUGUCACCUUCAUUGCCUUCUCAGACUCCCUCCCACCCUGAACAACAGACUCUUGACACAUCCAGGCCUCCAGCGGAUGCUGCUCCGUCAUUUCAAGAAAACGAACAGUUGCUGCCCUUCCCUGCAGAACUGUCCCCCCUCGCACUUCAGUUGCCGCUGUCUCCAACCUUCUCUUCAUUAGACGGAGAGGGAUUGUCACCCACACCGUCUCUCGCAGACCUUGUACAUUUUUUCUCCACCGAUGAUGACCUUGCGAUGGGGGUGGAGUUUUCCAACGCAGAGACAAUGGCAGUUCCCUGCCCACCUCCAAGUGCUGUAGAAGCAAAUGCGCAGGACCCUUUUCAGCAGGUGACACCAACCCAAGCCAACAAAUCCUCCAGGCGCAAGAAGAAGUCCCGGCAGCGAAAGCUUGCUAAGACGGGACUGAAUCAGAAGACGGACGACUCCAACUACACUAGCAUGCAGCCUAACCUGGAGGAAGUGGAGGAGCAAUUAUUUAUCUCGUUCACAUCAAAGGAGGCGCUCAAACUUCACACUGUGGACUCGUCUGAAGGAACGGCGUCGCAGCCUGAGACGACACCUGAGGGUCAGAACCUGCAACAAUCUGCGGACGCACCUGAGAGCGCAGAGACAGCGGAGUGUUUGGAGGAGAAGAUCGCUGCCUUUGAGAAGGUUCUCCUGACAGACCUGAAGCUGAUGAGACACCGACAGGUGAUCCACCCUGUGCUGCAGGAAGUCGGUCUGAAGAUGAACCUGCUGGAUCCGUCUCUGGCCAUAGAUCUGCAGUACCUGGGAGUCCGUCUUCCUAUCCCUCCUCCUGGUGUCUCUCUGGAGCCGCUGACCCAGGAGCUACCACCGCCUCAGGGUGUUUCUGCAGCGUUCGUGUCCAGAACCGGAAAAACAACAGACGUGACUCAGAUUAAAGGUUGGAGAGAGAAAUUCACUCCACCAGAGGCUCCGUCCGCUCCGGUGCCCGCCAACCCAGAAGCUGGUCCCAGAUCAGAGCUGCCGAAGAAGAACCUGUCGGCGUUCUGCAGCGACAUGUUGGACGAGUACCUGGAGAACGAAGGGAAGCUGAUCGACGAGCGAGCCGCCAGCUUCUCUCAGCCCGUGGCGGAGCCGGUGGUCUACGAGCUGCCCGUCAGGAGCACCAGCUACGUCCGGACCCUCGACAGCAUCCUGAAGAAGCAGUCCGUCAGCUCGCCCACCUCAGACCUCAUAUCUGGGUUCAUCCCCCCGUCCAAGAGACCCAAACUCACCCGCAAAGAGACCACAACAUCCAGGAGAGAAGACAGGAAGCAGAGAGGUCCAAAACCCAGGAAACUCAGAGGAGAACCUCCAGGUUCAGCAUCUGAGCCCAGUCCAGCUGACUUAAACCUGGUCCCCAAACAGCCUGCAGGUCCAUCAGAACUCACAGCCCCUCACAAGUCAAAGAAACAACCUCCUGAAAGUCCAGUCCGACCACACAGAACUGUCAGCUCUCUCUCCACAACCCCCCGCCUUCAAAAGGAGGAAGAGGCUGAAACCCAAGACCUCGUCCCAAACCCUCAGCCCCCCCAGGUCCGCGGCCCCCCCACCCGGCCUCUCGGGAGACAUGGCUCGCUGGAGUCAGACUCUGAGCUCGGGACUGCCGUCGAUCAGAGCGCUGACUCUUACAGAAAGGACAGCGGGCCCAUGAUGACCCGAGCUUUGCUGAGACAGAAGGACCUGGAGGACGGGGUGGUGUGGGAGGGCCGCCUCCGGACCAGCAUCACCGAGGAGAGGGCCACCAUCGCUCUGACCUCGCUCUUCACACUAAAGGGUUUUGUCAGCGAGAACCCGACCGCUCCCAUCCAGCUGGUCCGGAGACGGGCCCCUCCCUGCCUGAACGAGUUCUGCAGGCUGGGAUGCGUCUGCUCCAGCCUGGCACACCGCUCCACCGGCAGCCACUGCGGCCGGCCGCACUGCAUGCUGGGCUGCAGCUGCCUCAAACAGAAGGUGGUCAUCCUCAAGAACCUGGACGGGUCCGACUCCAGCCCCUCGCGCCACGACAACAACAAGAAGAGGAAGAGGAAGAGGAGGAUGAAGAUGGCCUACGUUCUGAAGGAGGCGGACACCGUCUCCCAGCCUGCCGAGCGCGUCCGGACUCUGUGGAAGAGGGACGUUGGAGACUCGGAUCCAGACCCGGUCCACAUCCCUGAGCCAGCAUCUCUGUCCCGGCCCGCCAAGAGGAGAGAGGACGACAGCAGCUGUGCCCGGGUCAGAGGUUACACGGGGAAGAAGAAGAAGAAGACCAGGAAGCAGAGGGAUCCGUCUAACGACGUGAAGUCUAACGGCCUGAAGUCUAACGGCGCUCGGCUGAAAGCUUUGAAACAGAGAGACCUGACACUCAGGGACACAGAGGCAGCACCCCCACCUCCUCCCCCAGCAGGUGAACCGGUCCAGCCGGUGCCCUCCGGCCGGCCCGCCACCCCUCCCGCGGAGCCGAAGCCAUCGAAGCGUCUGAUCAUCUUGGCGGAAUGUAAGUGGCUGAGCGACGCCGACCGGAACCACGUGUUGAAGAAGCUGUGCGAGGCGAUGGCUAUGGACCAACUGAACCGACCCUUCUGGAUCAGAAAGUACCUCAUCAGUCCGAUCAGCCAGACGCAGGAGGAGAGCGGCGCCGACAGCUGCAUCCAGUACAAAAUCCACAUCUCCAGACCCCAACAGGACCAGGAACAACCAGCACAGCCAGAAAACCAGAAGGAGACAAACCGGCAGCAGCAGGAACACCUCAAACAGGUGCUCGGGGAGGCGGAGCCCUACGAAGACUGGCAGCGAGAGGUGGAGGAGGAAGAGGCGGAGCCUCACGAAGACUGGCAGCGAGAGGUGGAGGAGGAAGAGGCGGAGCCUCUCGAAGACUGGCAGCGAGAGGUGGAGGACGGUGACAUCGAGGAAGAGGCAGGAUCAACAGCUCACCAGGUGCGUGAUGGGGGAGAGAGAGCGAAGCUGAGGUCGAAGGAGGAGAGGGUCAGCAUGGCUCUGCCUUUCCUGACGGGAAUCUCGCCCGCCGGCUUCCUCUCAGCCAACAGGAAGCAGCAGGGGGCAACAGAGCACACGGUCCAGGUGAACGGGAAGCUCUAUCCUCUGGCUAAGAUCCAGUUGGGGAAGAUGGGGGCGCUCCAUCCUGCGAACAGACUGGCAGCCUAUCUCACCGGCCGGGUGGGCUCCAACAGGAACCAACAAGGUUCUCCUUCCUCUUCCUCCUCCUCUAAACCUCCUCAGAACCAGAGUCCAGGACCGACCCUGAUCACCGUGUCCUCAGAUACCUCUGUGGUGUCUGGCCUCGCUGCCGCCCCCCCACCCAGGCCUCAGACGUCGGUCACGGUGUUAACGCUGCCCACCUCCUCCACAGGGCUUCAGCCUGCAGCAGUGAAGGUCGGCCAAUCGGCUGCUUCCUCUGACCAGCCCGCGGGGGAAGCGCCUGAGUCCCGGGUCGUCACUGUGACGGUGUUCCCGGGUCCUACGGGAGGGGCCAAUCAGGUCAAAGUGGUACCUUCAGCCUUUGUCAGCUCCGCCCCCCCGUCAGACUGUCAGGUGAGCAGCUCGGUGGUUCCACCUGGAAAUCCGGCUUCUAAAGGCCCUCAGCUGUUGAUGGUUCAGGUCCCGGGCCCUCACGGGAAGCUUCCCGUACCGGGCCCGGCUCCCGGCCCCCCGCUGCCCCCCUCCACCGGUCAGAGGAUGGUGCUGCAGCCGGUCCAGGCAGCGUCAGGCCUUCAGUACUACCGCAGACCGGACGGUAAACUGGUCCAACUGGUUCCCAUCAGCCAGCUCAGAACCAGAGGUGCCCCCUCCCCCUCGGUCCUCCCUGCUGCACCUCGUGAGCCUGCAGUCGCCGCUGUUGUUGGGAACCAAACACGCCCUCUGACCACAGUGACAACCUCCACCGGCCCCUCCCCCUCCUUCUCCUCCCUGUCUGGCCUCCAGUCCUUCUCCGUGGCCCCCCUCUCGGCCCCGCUCCGGCCCGCCUCUGGUUUCCUGGCCCAGAAGGGGACGUGCACCUUUAAAAUCAUCCCCGCCGCCUCCAGAAAGGAACCCAUUGUCGUCACCUGCCCUAAACUGCCCCCCCGACCCCCCAUCAAAGUGGUGACUGCCGCCGGCGCCUUCACCGUCCUCCAGCCCCCCGCCCCCCCGAUGAACCUCGUCUCCCUCAACACCUCCGCAGGUGCGAGGGCCGAGCUUGGGGUCAGAACGGCGGCGGUGUCUGCGGCCCCUGUGGCUCCUAAAUUCCAGGAGAAACCUGCUUCACCACAAACCACCAACAUCCAGACCCCUGCAGGGGCCGCACACAGACCGCCAUGCCCUCCUGCUCCAGCACGGUCCGGGUCAGGGGCCACACCCGGACCCCCGCCGUACCCCCCUGCUGACAGGUUCAGCCUUGAGCCGGCCUGCGGCCUGGUGGACCUGGACAUCAUCUGCGUGGACGACAAGACGGGGCUCUUUACCACGACGGAGACGGAGGGCGGGGCCAAGCGGCCGUCGGACACGGUGGAUGUGGAGGCGUCCUCGAGCAGCGAGACGGAGAACUCGUCAGACUUCACGGAAGAGACGGAGAGCGGAGAAGAGACGGGGGAGGUCGUAAGCGUCCACCGCUUAAAUCACAACGCACUGGAGAAGCAGCGUCGAAGGAAGAUGUGGCAGCUGUUCGAAGGUCUGAGGAGAGAAGUGGGACUGAGCCAGGAGAGGACGUCUAAGGUGUCCACGCUGACGAAGGCGGUGCAGGUGAUCCAGCAGCUGAGGAAGACAGAAACAGAUCUAGAGAAGAAGAAGAGGAGGCUGAUGAAGAGGAGAGACGACUUCCUCACCACCAUCGCUCCAUCAGCAGAGCGAGGUGGGCAGGUGAGCCGCGGACACCGGCGAUCACCUGAGCGUGUCGCCAAGCUGCCAGAGAGAGGCGGGACAGGAAGUACAGAUGCAAUUUGAUAGAGGUGGUCGAUCUGUUGGACGAGACGGACGAAGUGACGGACAACUCGUCUGACGAGGAGCGAGUCGUCACCAAGACAACCGGCGUCCUCCCCGUCACUGACGCGGCUCUUGACGAGGUUCUGAGCGUUGACGUGGAGACGGUGGAGGAGGAGAGCGGUCAGCUGAAGGCGGCUCAGAGGACGCAGCCGAGCAUCCCAGAAAGCAGUCCAGGUGUGAAGAAGGUGGUCGUUCCUCGGAGCGUCA
Molecule: messenger RNA, 8402 nt
Organism: Micropterus salmoides (largemouth bass)
Lineage: Eukaryota; Metazoa; Chordata; Actinopteri; Centrarchiformes; Centrarchidae
Product: MAX gene-associated protein-like
Biological process (GO): cell fate specification; positive regulation of DNA-templated transcription; regulation of transcription by RNA polymerase II
Cellular component (GO): nucleus
Molecular function (GO): RNA polymerase II cis-regulatory region sequence-specific DNA binding; protein dimerization activity; DNA-binding transcription factor activity, RNA polymerase II-specific
Source: RefSeq, a predicted model, not a curated record